AUGGCAAGACGUCACAGACAUAUGAUCGGUUAUAGAAUUCUACUGGUACUGGUUAUUCCCGCUAUGUAUUUUCUCUGCGUCAGUUUCGCUGGACUGUUUUCUCCCAAAGAUCCGGGUGAUAAGACAAAGCUUGAGAAUAUAGGAUCUCGUAGACUACUUUGGGUAGAAGAAAAUGCUAUUGACGGCGAGAUUAAUUGUACUCCGCCUGCUGUCACCGAGUUUCCAUCCGAUGGAUUCACACGGGCACAAAGACAAUCCGGUUACAUAGCAAUUCAUUUUCUCAUUGCUAUGUAUCUCUUUCUGUUACUCGCCAUUGUUUGCGACGACUACUUUGUACCUUCUAUUAAGAAAAUAUGUGAAAGACUCGGCAUGACGAAGGACGUAGCAGGAGCAACUUUUAUGGCGGCAGCUACUUCCAGCCCGGAAUUAUUCAUCAAUGUUGUUGGAACAUUUAUCACUGAAGGAGAUCUGGGAGUUGGUACAAUUGUUGGUUCUGCAGUAUUCAAUAUUCUUGCGGUUCCCGCCUGUUGUGGAUUAUUCGCAAGACAGGUAUUAGAUCUGGAUCGGUGGCCCGUUAGCAGAGACUCUCUUGCUUACGGAAUCACCGUAGUAUUACUCAUAGUGACUUUACGAGAUGGUCGUGUCGAGUGGUAUGAAGCAUUAAUUCUCGUUUUCUCAUAUAUUAUAUAUAUACUGGCCAUGGUGUUCAAUCGGAGAAUAACGAGGUGGAUAAAUUUAUUGAAAUUCAAAAGAAAGGAGUAUACAAAUUUGAGCGAACAAACUCCGCUCGUAUGUAAUAAUCACGUUGAAGACAAAGGUAUAGAGGCACUGGAGUUCAGUGACGACGAGGGAGAAAUUGUGAAUCUGACAAAUUGGCCCAGUGGCACCUGGGAUAAAGUGUGGUGGGUUUUAACUUGGCCUAUUAAUUUAGCUUUACUUAUCACUGUCCCAGACUGCAGAAGACCGUCCCUUAAAUCUUGGUUUCCUCUGACUUUUAUUAUGUGCGUCGUUUGGAUCGCAACCAUGUCCUACGUAGUAUCAUGGGUCAUUACGAUUAUCGGCGACACUCUUUCGAUUCCGGAUUCUGUGAUGGGUCUGACUUUUCUCGCAGCAGGCAUGAGUGUACCUGAAGCUGUGUCCAGCGUCAUUGUCACCAAUCAAGGACACGGGACAAUGGGCAUCAGCAAUUCAAUUGGUUCGAACGUUUUUGACGUGUUGCUUUGUCUCGGACUGCCAUGGUUUGUUAAAUCGGCGUUUUUGCCAAAAAUACCUGGUCAACAUUAUGUAAAAAUCAACUCAGAGGGUAUCGUGUACAGUUCACUCUCUUUAUUCUCAACAUUGGUACUUUUGUAUACGGCAUUUAUCGUGAACAAGUUCAAACUGGACCGCAAGGUCGGCGUCUACUGUCUGAUCAUGUACGGUGUCUUUUUGAUCUUGGCGUCCCUCAUUGAACUCAAUACUUUCUUUGUCGUUAAUAUACCAACUUGCGUUCAUUAAUUUUUCUUAAGUCUUCAGUACGUAUUCCUAACAAUACGUGAUACUCUCAUAUGAACAAACAUAUAUACUUAUCGAUUGACUUAUAUAGUAAUAAAAUUACAUUGAAUUUCUUUUAUAA
Molecule: messenger RNA, 1615 nt
Organism: Cephus cinctus (wheat stem sawfly)
Lineage: Eukaryota; Metazoa; Arthropoda; Insecta; Hymenoptera; Cephidae
Product: sodium/potassium/calcium exchanger 3
Exons: 9
Coding region: 1-1497 (498 amino acids)
Biological process (GO): intracellular calcium ion homeostasis; calcium ion transmembrane transport
Cellular component (GO): membrane
Molecular function (GO): calcium channel activity; calcium, potassium:sodium antiporter activity
Source: RefSeq, a predicted model, not a curated record